Molecule: messenger RNA, 1326 nt
Organism: Effrenium voratum
Lineage: Eukaryota; Dinophyceae; Suessiales; Symbiodiniaceae
Source: the annotation of a GenBank genome assembly
AUGCAUGUGUCCAGUCCGCACCUCUCGCACUUCCAGACCCUGCCGCCGCUAGCAGAGGAUAUCGAUGACAUCAGCAAUGUCAGCGACGUGGCUUCAGCAGUUGGGGCCAGCAGCUUCAUAGGUAGUGUCUACAGCGACACCAAGGGCAGCAUCUCGCAGUUCUCUUCCAGACAGCUCUCGGCCUUCACCGCGCCGCCACGCUACAGAAACAGCGGCGCCUUUGUGCACGGCACGAAGUUUCGUAACUUUGCGCCCAUCAUGGAGCAAGGGCUGAAGGCUGCCAAGAGCGAGAUCUUCAUGAUCGACGAGGUGAGGCCGGAUGGCCGGGUCCCUGGACUGAAAGAGGCUCCGGAGAUUCUCAUCUUCAUCGACGAGGAGAAGGCACGGAGUGAAAACAUGGAGUUCGACUACGAUGCCAAGGAAGGCACCUGGAAGACGAGGGGCAUCGAUGGCGUGAUCCGGCCGUGGUUCUUUCAGAAGGUGGUGGACCAGCGCAAGGGCCCAGGCCGGGGCAAUGUCCUCUUCCAGUCCAAAGAGGACCCCUUGAUGCAGGCCAACAAGCUUCCGCCGAAGAUGCGGCCGCAAUACCUUUUGCACGCCACCUACUGGGAGAACGUGGCAGGAAUCCUUAAGGAAGGCAUCCUGCCAGCGAAGAACCCGUCCUCCACCAGCAGACGGCCUUUCAAGAGCCUGCUGCAGGGUGCCGAGUCGCAUGUCUACACCCUGCGUGGCACGGAAUCAAGCGUCCGGGAGGACAAGGAAGCCUGUCGACGGGGCCCUGGCCACUUGCUGAGCAAGGCUGAGCCGGAGGCUUUGCCCGAGGAUGAGCAGGCGGUGCACUUUUUGAUGGAGCGGGACCGUGUUGGACUGGAUCGGCACCCCGACGCCAUCUUCGUCAUUGACACCAAGAAGGCGGCGCAGAUGGGCAUUGAUCUCGAGCUCGUCCAAUCCGGCGAUCGCGAGGACAAUAUCUACGUGCGAGGCAAAGUCCCCAGCGAGCUGCUCACGGUGAAGCCCAACAUCCCGCUGAGCUUGCCCGAGUCGCUGAAGGCCAAGAUCGUGGACCCGAAGUCUUUCACAGAUGUGCCCAUCAUCGACCUGAGUCUUGGCGAGGCAGAGCUCGUGGAGCGGCUCCGCUAUGCCUGCGAGGUGGUCGGCUUUAUGCAAGUCACCGCGCAUGGAGUCUCAGAAGAGUUGCAGCAGAAGCACAUGGAGAUGCAGAAGCGCUUUUUCGCCCUGUCGCAGCAGAAGAAGGCGGCCGUUGCGUCAACAAGCGAGCUGGGCUGCGAGAGGAGUUGGGGCAUGGGACGUUGCAACUUUGUGUGA